Molecule: messenger RNA, 1775 nt
Organism: Apis laboriosa (Himalayan honeybee)
Lineage: Eukaryota; Metazoa; Arthropoda; Insecta; Hymenoptera; Apidae
Product: glycerol-3-phosphate dehydrogenase [NAD(+)], cytoplasmic-like
Exons: 8
Coding region: 430-1515 (361 amino acids)
Biological process (GO): glycerol-3-phosphate catabolic process; carbohydrate metabolic process
Cellular component (GO): cytosol; glycerol-3-phosphate dehydrogenase (FAD) complex
Molecular function (GO): NAD binding; protein homodimerization activity; glycerol-3-phosphate dehydrogenase [NAD(P)+] activity
Source: RefSeq, a predicted model, not a curated record
UUUAUUUUAAUAUUUAAUAUUAUGUUAUAUUAAUAUUUCUUAAUAUUAUGUUCAGUAAGCUGUAUUGAAAAUUUUUACUUCUUUUCAAAUUUAAAAUUUAAGAUUAUGUUGUAAUAUAGUUAAAAUCUUCAAGAUAUCAUCCUAAGUAUUAUUAUUAAGCAAUUGCUAAUUUUAACAUUCAUUCUGGCUACGGUUUGCUGUUACGUUUAUAUUGGCCUUGAUCCAGAACAAUGAAUGCCAACCGUUAAAAAAUAAUUUGCGAUCGUUACUAAGGUCAAUGAAGGCUGAAGUUAGUUUGUAAGUUAAUCGGUCAGUCAGUCAGUCGUACAUCAGCGUUUGAAAAUAAUCUAAUUUGUGGUACUUUGUGUAGCAUUCUUAUACCCUCGUGAACUUAUAAAUUUUGUAUCAUUUAUACAUUAAGAUACCAAAAUGGCUACAGAUGCAAAGAAGAGGGUGUGCAUUGUAGGAAGUGGUAACUGGGGCUCAGCUAUUGCAAAAAUUAUUGGUGCCAAUGUAGUAAAAUUUAAUAAUAAAUUUGAAACACGCGUAACAAUGUACGUUUACGAAGAAAUAGUGAAUAGCCAAAAGUUGAGUGAUAUUAUCAAUCAAUUACAUGAAAAUGUGAAAUAUCUUCCUGGACACAGACUUCCAGAAAAUAUUGUUGCUAUUCCAGACGUUAUUGAAGCUGCAAAAGAUGCAGAUAUUCUUAUUUUUGUAUUACCUCAUCAAUUCAUAAGAACAUUGUGUGCAACUUUACUCGAUAAAAUUAAACCUACUGCAGUCGGAGUAUCACUAAUUAAGGGUUUUGAUCGAGGGGAUGGAGUAAAUAUCGAACUUAUCUCUAAAGUCAUUGAAAAAAAUUUAAGAAUUCAAUGCUAUGUUUUAAUGGGUGCUAAUUUAGCUAAUGAAGUUGCUGAAGAGAAGUUUUGCGAGACAACUAUUGGCUGUAGAGACAAACGUUUGGCUCCACUUUUAAAGGAUCUUAUUCAAACCUCCAAUUUCAGAGUUUCAAUUGUUGAAGAUUGUGAAGCAGUUGAAGUAUGUGGUGCUUUGAAAAAUAUUGUGGCAUGUGCUGCUGGUUUUGUAGAUGGUAUAGGAUUAGGAGAUAAUACAAAAGCAGCUAUUAUUAGACUUGGAUUAAUAGAAAUGGUUAGAUUUGUAGAUACAUUUUAUACUGGUUCAAAACUUGCAACAUUUUUUGAAAGUUGUGGUGUGGCAGAUUUGAUAACUACAUGCUAUGGUGGAAGAAAUCGUAGAGUUUGCGAACAAUAUGUUAAAACUGGCAAAACCAUUAGACAACUUGAAGAAGAACUUUUAGCUGGUCAAAAAUUGCAAGGACCAGCUACAGCUGAUGAAGUUCACGGAAUGUUAAAAGCUCGUAAUUUAACAGACAAAUUUCCAUUGUUUACUACAAUACAUCGCAUCUGCACUGAACAAAUACGACCAGCAGAUUUAAUUAAUGAAAUACGUGCUCAUCCAGAACUACCAACAAUUGGAGAUGUGCAGAAUGAAUAAUUGAAUUAAUUAAUUAAUGUAUAAAUAUUAUUUUCUGUUAACAUCAGUAUCACAAAUCAUUUAGAAAUCAUUAAAAACAAAAGAUCAAUACUAGAAGAAAUAUAUAAUAUAAUAUAUAAUAUUGCAGAUAUUUUGCAAUAAUUAGUUUUUACAUUAUUUAUAAUUGGUUUCAAUUACAAUAUUGUUUCCUCUUUAAGAUAAAUAUACAAUUGUAUUGUAAGAUAUAUAAGAAAAUAAUAAAUAUAAUUCUUCUAAAAUAA